AUUGAUUGUUUAUAUUUUUGUUCGUUUUUGACGUUGAUUUAGUGAAAAGCACGUGUUAUUUAUAAUGGGUAAAUGUAAGCCCAAGUUUGCAGCUUCAAAAAAAGCUAUUAGCUUAAGUGAUGGCAGAAUAAAUAAGAAAGAUCGUAUCAUCAAAGCAAAAAAAAAGAAAGAUGAGGAACCUAAAGUAAAAGUGGCGCCACAGUUUUCAUCUGCCUUAUUUUUCAAAUAUAACACUCAGUUGGGUCCUCCAUACCACAUCAUUGUGGACACUAAUUUUGUCAACUUUUCCAUUAAAAACAAAUUGGACGUCUUCACUUCCAUGAUGGACUGCCUGUAUGGAAAGUGCAUCCCUUAUGUCACUGACUGUGUCUUGGGUGAGCUUGAGAAACUAGGCAAAAAGUUCCGUCUUGCACUCAAGAUUGUGAAAGAUCCAAGGUUUGGGAGGCUAAACUGCAUGCACCGGGGGACUUAUGCGGACGACUGUAUUGUACAGCGAGUCACUCAGCACAAAUGCUACAUUGUUGCAACAUGUGACAAAGAUCUCAAGAGGAGAAUUAGAAAAAUUCCUGGUGUACCCAUCAUGUACAUAAAUAAACACAGGUAUUCCAUUGAGAGAAUGCCAGAUGCUUAUGGUGCUCCUGCUUUGUAAUUAUUAUAUUAAAUUAUUUUUAUUUUAUUACAUGAAUCCUU
Uloborus diversus is the source of this 690-nucleotide messenger RNA. It is a transcript of the gene Bka, whose product is annotated as rRNA-processing protein FCF1 homolog. The transcript has 8 exons. The coding region runs from base 65 to 649 and encodes 194 amino acids. NCBI's taxonomy places the organism in Eukaryota, Metazoa, Arthropoda, Arachnida, Araneae, Uloboridae. The record is from RefSeq and is a predicted model, not a curated record. Gene Ontology annotation, cellular component: small-subunit processome; nucleolus.